CCCGGCGAGGUUUAGACCCGAGCGACGUUCAGGUCGGACCCCGCGCCUCUCUCUGUCACCGCCGCCCGUCCCUCCCGAUGUCGGACUUCAAGCUGGGGAUCGUGCGGCUCGGCCGUGUGGCCGGGAAGACAAAAUACACACUAAUUGACGAGCAGGACAUCCCGCUUGUGGAGAAUUAUGCCUUUGAGGCGCGCAUGGAGGUAGAUGCAGAUGGCAACGGAGCUAAGAUCUUUGCCUACGCCUUUGACAUCGGUAAAGGCCGCUGGGCAGGGAGGCCGCUGCACGAGCUGCUGUGGGAGAAGCACAGAGGAGGCAUCGCACCCAGUUUCCAAGUCAUCCACAUCAACUCUGUGACAGUGGACAACCGGCUAGACAACCUGCGACUGGUGCCAGUGGGCUGGAGCCCCAAACCGGAGGAGAUCUCCAGCAAACAAAGAGAGCAGUCUUUGUACUGGCUGGCCAUCCAGCAGGUGCCGGCCGACCCUGUGGAGGAGCAGUAUCUGGAGCUAAGCCGCACACGCUACUACAACGCUAACGGGGAGCUGGUGGAGGAGGAGGAGUGCUCGUGCACCUACUAUGAGUGUCAUUAUCCUCCCUGUUCACUCAUUGAGAGGAGGCUCCGGGAGUUCAACAUCUGCGGUCGCUGCCAGGUGGCCCGCUACUGCGGCUCCCAGUGCCAGCAGAGGGACUGGCCCGCCCACAAGAAGCAGUGUCGCGAGCGCAAGCGAGUGUUGGCCCUGGAGUCAGAGCCCGAACGAUGAUCUGCCUUCAUCCUCGCCUGGGAGAGGAUGGGGGAAGAACUGGGGUGGGGGGGGUCUGGGUUUGACUUGUGGCAGGGAAGCAGGUAUGGAGGGCUAAACGGGAAAUUUGCUGGCGAGAGACUAACGACAGAGGACAAUGUUGGUUGCUUGAUUGUUUGGAUUCCGGGGGUAAAGAAGACCGAGGAGAGGAAAGAAGAAUAAAGCAAAAAGACAUCAGCCACUUCCCAGAACUGGUAGUUCUCCAUAGCUUGCUUUUCAUUUGGAUGACGGGGAAAGUGUAUUAUUAUUAUUAAUAUUAUUAUUUUUUUGUUUGUUUGUUUUUUGUCUUUAUUUUUCUCGAGGGGGCACACCCUCGAGCUCUACCUGCUGCUAUGGUUUUGUGUGUGAGGGGGAACAAGUCGUCUUGUUGUUGAACUGGACAAGCUUCUUUGGACCACAGUCAUAGACGCACAGUUGUCGUCAUCCACUUUUUCGCUCCUCCUCCUCGGCCGCUUGGGUGCGGCGACGUCUGUGCGAACGGGGGAUUCCGUACCCGUCUUUCAAGCUGGUACAAUGGGACAUGGACCUUUUCACUGUAUCGCUCCCUCUCUGACCUCUCUGGUGUGCACAGCCGCCGUCUUCAUGGUCACGCACACCUUCGCCGCCUCCCUGUCUUGUCGCACUCUCCACGCAGCAAACCACGACACGCAUCAGACAGAUUUCACUGAUUGAACCACACUUCCAGUAUUGAGUGUGAGAUAGUGUGUGUGUGUGUGUGUGUAUGUAUGUUUGUGUAUGUAUGCUUCUGUGUAUUUGCUGCCAAUAUGUACUGAAGGACAUUGAAAUGCUUAACGUGGUUUACAGGCCGCACUAACGUUAUGUCUGUUCUCUUCUUAAAGGGGCCAUAUUACGCAAUUUUAAAUUUCAUAUUUAAUCAACUGGUGGGUUAAAAAAUUUCAAUGUUCUGUAAUAAAGUAGUUGCCAACUAAAGGCUUUAAUUUUUUUCCGAUGUUUUCUCCACCCAUUAGUUUUUUUUUUAGGUCACUUUGAUUAGACAUAUACAUCACAAAAUCUGCAUUUUCAAAGUUACUAUUUUAGAAGCGGUUCCUGAUGUUAUUUGGUACUUGAGUCCAUCUUUUUCCAUUAUCACAAAAAUUAAAUGAAUGAAUUAUCCUGUCUUCUCAAGACAUGAGUUCCUCAAUGAUCACAUGGAAACAAAAAGGAAGAAAUGAUCUUUACCAAAGUCUGCUCUUCUUCUGUGGUUUGACACACUGAAUCCCUCCAGUCAGUCUUACUUUGCUGGAUUUUAACACGCUCCAGUCUUCUUUGCGGUAUUUUCUUGCAUCUGCAGGGUUAUGGUGUGUGUGUUGUGGAGUUUGCUAUAAGGUUAUUUUUUUGAAGAAAUUUAGCUAUAUAUUUAUUUUAAACUAGCGGUUAUGAAAUGUGCUUUUGUCCUGAUGAUAUUUGAAGGUAAACAGAUAAUAGAGUGGGGUCCUUUUUCUCACAUCUUAUGGAUGGGGGAGGGGGACUGAACAUUUCAUCCCUUGUUACCUGAUUUGUGUUUACUUUUCUCAUCCUGAAUGAAAGAGUCUCCCUGGUUGUUGCCCCUCCAGAUGUUCCAUGAAAACACUGCACACCAUCCUCGUCACUAAAAUCUUCCACGUGAGAGACGUCUCGGAGUGUAAAACUUGAAUUACCCCACUUUUAUUUUGUACAGUGGUUCUACAGGCAGAAGCAUUUCCUGCUUUUUUAUCUAAGACAUAGCGGCCCGAGUUAAAUUGUUCCGUUUCCAGAUUUGUCCUUAAAGGCCUGCCCUACUUGUAUUACCCACAGUGCACACCUGCUUAGACGUGUCUUAGGUGAAGAGUCCAGACACUACGCAUGUUAUUCCCACGUGUACAUGCGACCUGUUGAUUGUUUCUUAUGUGUGUGCGUGCGUGUGUGUGUGAGUGAGAACAGGUUUUCAACACUGCACUAAACCUUGGCUCCCAUUUUACCGUAUUUGUCGUAGAUGGGCUGAAGGGAGGGGGGGGGGGUGAUUUGGAUAGCGUGUACAGAUUGUGUCUGAAAUCUUUUUGUUUUGUAAGAAUAUAAGCAUUAAUCACCUAGAAAUAAAGAGCUACAAUAUGUGAAUGGAAGUACAGUUGGGGAUAACUGACAGUUGCUUUUCCAAUGUAAAAUGACAAUAAAUAAAAUUAAACCUCA
Molecule: messenger RNA, 2945 nt
Organism: Pleuronectes platessa (European plaice)
Lineage: Eukaryota; Metazoa; Chordata; Actinopteri; Pleuronectiformes; Pleuronectidae
Gene: zmynd19
Product: zinc finger, MYND-type containing 19
Exons: 6
Coding region: 78-761 (227 amino acids)
Source: RefSeq, a predicted model, not a curated record